GACUGGAUAUUUGUAAGUACAUUGGGUACAGGUACUUUUGGGCGAGUCUUUUUGGCACGGCCGAAACAGGCAGAGGGCGACAAGCAGGCAUUCUUUGCCAUGAAGGUGCUGCAAAAGUCAGAGGUCGUUCGGCUGCGGCAGGUCGAACACAUCAACAACGAGCGCGAGAUUCUCUCUAUUGUACGGCAUCCCUUCAUUGUGUCAAUGCGGGCGAGUUUCCAAACACCUACCAAUCUGUUCAUGUGCCUCGAGUAUGCUGUGGGUGGAGAGCUGUUUAGCCAUCUACGCAAGGCAGUGCGCUUCCAAAACGACGUGACGCGCUUCUAUGCAGCGGAAAUCCUGCUGGCGAUUGAGCACUUGCACGAUCUCAAUAUCAUCUACCGGGAUCUCAAGCCAGAAAAUAUCUUGCUCGAUGCAUCUGGGCACAUCAAAAUUACAGACUUUGGCUUUGCCAAGCAGAUUGUCGAUCGAACAUGGACGCUGUGCGGCACACCAGAGUACCUUGCACCGGAGCUCAUCCAGAGCAAAGGUCACGGCAAGCCCGUGGACUGGUGGGCGCUCGGUGUGCUCAUUUUUGAGAUGCUCUGCGGGUACCCUCCUUUUUACGACAAGUCGCACAUUGGUAUCUAUGAAAAGAUAUUGGCUGCCAAGAUCAAAUUUCCAGGGCAUGUCCAAGCAGAUGCUGCGGAUCUCAUUACAAGAUUAUUGACGCCAGACAUUACACGGAGACUGGGUAAUUUGUCAAGAGGGACAGAAGAUGUCAAGCUGCAUCCCUGGUUUCUGCAUUGCGAGUGGCACAGGCUGCUUGCCAAAGAUUGCCCGGUUCCCUUUGUUCCUGCCAUCAAAUUCGCAGGGGACACGCACCACUUUGAGACGUAUCAAGAG
Protomyces lactucae-debilis is the source of this 885-nucleotide messenger RNA. Its product is annotated as kinase-like domain-containing protein. The annotation marks the transcript as partial. The record is from RefSeq and is a predicted model, not a curated record. The transcript has a single exon. Gene Ontology annotation, molecular function: ATP binding; cAMP-dependent protein kinase activity. Lineage: Eukaryota; Fungi; Ascomycota; Taphrinomycetes; Taphrinales; Protomycetaceae. Gene Ontology annotation, biological process: peptidyl-serine phosphorylation. Gene Ontology annotation, cellular component: nucleus; cAMP-dependent protein kinase complex.